Messenger RNA from Rotaria socialis, 810 nucleotides. The record is from the annotation of a GenBank genome assembly. Lineage: Eukaryota; Metazoa; Rotifera; Eurotatoria; Philodinida; Philodinidae.
AUGCAGCAAUCAAAAGCACGAUCAUCACAAAAAGAUAUCAAUGGAACUGUUCCGCCACGUAGAUUGAAAUUUUCUACUCGCCGACGAUAUCCUGACGUCGAGAAACGAAUAGCGCGUGUUACUGACAGUAAGCGCAGGACUGAUGACAUAUUGGCUGCAAUAAAUGGCCCACGAGCAACACGUGAAACACGGAUGGAAGCAGUUGCAUGGAUUACUCUAUGCCAGUUUAACUGUUGCAUCUUUGGCGGUUUUGUACGUGACUGGAUCGUGGGUGGCUACAUCUCAAAACCAGCUAUACAUCAGCAUCCUACUGCAUGGAUUAAAUAUACCAAGUGCAUUGAUAAAAACGGGUGCUCCAAAAAUCUACCACAUCUGAAUAAGGAGAUAGUGCCGAAUGAUAUAGACUGCUAUUUACUAGACAGCGAUUUUAAUAUUGAUCAAUACGUGAAAUGCUUACGCGAAUAUGGUAUUAAGUGUGAAGUUUGCUGUGAAAUCUGGCGUGGUUAUGUUUUACUCGUCGAUGAACAUUUGUCACCAUUUACAAUGGAUAUGAUAUUACCGGACGCUACAUUAAUAUCGCACAAAUACCGUAUUAUUGACAUGAAUGUUAAUAAUUUAUUUGUAGAGAAAGAUUACACAUGCGCACUAGGACUACGCAGUAAUUUGGCACAUAAAGAAAUAGAUAAUUUAUGUGUAUUGGAAACAAUUGUUAAAAAUAUGAAAAACAAACGUUUUGUCGUAUUACGGGAAUUUUAUGUGAAAGAUCGCAUAGAGAAAAUGGUCAAGCGUGGCUGGACAGAGAUAAAAUAA